Molecule: messenger RNA, 476 nt
Organism: Raphanus sativus (radish)
Lineage: Eukaryota; Viridiplantae; Streptophyta; Magnoliopsida; Brassicales; Brassicaceae
Product: arabinogalactan protein 12
Exons: 1
Coding region: 138-326 (62 amino acids)
Source: RefSeq, a predicted model, not a curated record
AAACCAACAUUCCCACUGUUGGCUUAUAAAUACCUUUUCAAAACCAGAAGGCCACCACAAACUCAACACCGCACCACAAGCAAAACCACACAAAAUAAUAUUUUGACUAAAUUUCUUCCAAGUGCAAAAGAGGAGAGAUGGAGUCAAUGAAGAUGAAGCUUAUGGUGGUGUUGACGGUGGCUAUUGUGGCUUUCUCAGCCGUAGGAAAGGUGGCGGCUCAGACAACAGAGUCUCCAGCUCCAAGUCCUACUUCCGAUGCUGCUGCUAUGUUCGUCCCAGCAUUGUUUGCAUCUGUUGCUGCUUUGGCAUCUGGGUUUCUCUUCUAAACCAAUCUCUACGUACCAUAUAGAGUUAUUGUUUGCUACUUCUUUUCUCUUUUCUUCUGUUUAUUUUGUUAUCGCAUGAGCUUUUUAAUUGUUAUUGUUUCUAAUAUUUGGACUACUAUAUAUUAUAUAAUUUAAUUUAAACUUUGGGUA